AUGCGUGAGAAUGAUCUAAGUAUGAAACCAAUAGUAUUUGCUGCUAUACUGAAUAAAUCUUGUCAAUCAUACGAACAAGUACUACGUUCAUUAGUUUCAUAUGUUGAAAGUUUAAAUGUUAAAUUAAAGCCAAAAUCAGCCCUCAUAGAUUUUGAACAAGUUAAACUUUUUAAAGAUGAACAAGCGCAACAACAAUUAGCUAAUCUACUAUCAUUACCAUUAAUGCCACCAGAAGAAGUAACUGGUUCAUAUUGUCAUAUUGUUAAGGAUUCAGUAAUAUGGAUUAUAAACUAUUUAAGUGAACAGAUUAUGAUUUUGAGAAAUCAUACUGAAUGCGAGAUAUCCUAUCGAAAACUGGAAUCAUUUUAA
This is a messenger RNA of Didymodactylos carnosus, 369 nucleotides long. The record is from the annotation of a GenBank genome assembly. Lineage: Eukaryota; Metazoa; Rotifera; Eurotatoria; Philodinida; Philodinidae.